AGCAGCGGGACGAGCGAGCUCUUCCCGGGGGGCUGCUCCCAUCCUCGGAUCCCAAAGCCGGGGGUCCAUCACGUCGCUCCUCCGGCCGGGUGCCGUGGGUCACGUCUCCGCAGAGCAACAACAACCCGAAUCCGUUCCUCCGACUGUAAUUCCUUCCUGUGACCGGAUUCCCGCGACCUUUAGAUCUUUUGGGCAAAUGAUAUUCCCUCCCAGCGCUUCCCGCUGCUCUCUUGAACAAACUCUUUCCCAAAGCAGGUGAAUGCCAUCCGUCGACGUCUGGUUUAACGCCGUUUUGACGAACCAAGCUGACGGGUUUCCCGUCGUUACUUCUAGGGGAGCCUCAGUGGCAUCUCUCCUUCUCAGGCGUUCAGCUUUUGAAGUUUGCUGGAGUGCUGCAGCCCCGACCCAUGCAGGAUGGACCCUGUUGUUCUCAGCUACAUGGACAGUUUGCUGAGGCAGUCGGAUGUUGCCUUGCUGGAGCCCCCAAACUGGCUUAACGAUCACAUCAUCGGGUUUGCCUUCGAGUACUUCACCAACCACCAGUUCCAAGAAUUUAGCGAUCAGGUUUGUUUUAUCAGCCCCGAAGUGGCUCAGUUCAUUAAAUGUGCCCUUAGUCAGGAAGAAAUAGCCAUAUUCCUUCAACCACUGGACCUUCUCCACAAAGAGCUGGUGUUCUUGCCUAUCAAUGAUAACUCCAACCAGGUCGCUGGGGGCACCCACUGGAGCUUACUGGUUUAUUUCAGGGACAAAAAGUGCUUCGCCCAUUACGAUUCCCACAGUAAAUGCAACUCUCUCCAUGCCAAGCAAGUGGCGGGGAAGCUGGAGGCUUUCUUGGGCAAAAGAGGGGGCAAAGCAACCUUCAUGGAGGAGAAGGCGCCUGCCCAGCAGAACAGCUAUGACUGUGGGAUGUACGUGAUCUGCAACGCAGAGGCUCUGUGUCAGGGAUACUUUAGGGGCCGGCCGGAGCCUUUGCUGCAGCUCCUCACCCCCUCCUACAUCACGCAGAAGAGAUCGGAGUGGAAAGCUCUCAUCACGAAACUGGCACAGAAGUGAUCGAACUGCAGCUCCGGCCCCCCCAAAAACUGCCUUCCCCGUCUGUGAGGCAGCACCCCCAGUGCCUGAGGGAGAUGCCCAUGCGCAGGAUUGUCCCAAAGAAGAAGAAUGUAACCCCUCCAGCAUGGCUACACCCCCCCCAAACACCCUGUUCCCUCCUGGAAAAGCCUUAGUCCCCUCUGGACAUUACUGGCCUUUGAACUUCUAACCAGAAAAGUCACUUUGCUUUCAAAGAAAUCCUCCUCUCCAUGGUGAAUUUUCACACUGAUUUGUGUGGCAAAAUGGGUUGCUAAAGAGACUUCACCUUUGCUCAGCAGGCAACACGCCCUCAUUAGGUGGCUUUAAUUGGCUAUAGGCAUUGCCCUUCCAAGCCAGGUUUAGCAAAUGCCCUUUAAAACCAAGCCUCCAAAUGCUUUCUCAUGGCUAUUUCGAAUUUGUGCCUCCAGCUAGUGGUAUUUCAGCAGUCUAGGAUUUAGCAGCAAGGAUUUUUCACCCCUGAAAACCUGACACUGAGAUGUCGAUGUCAAAAGACAAGACUCCAAAAGAAAUGCUACGAUUAAAGAACGGGGUAAAAAGAAAAUCUGUUUUCUUCAGAUAGGUGCUCCUAGGCUGUACAGCGGUAGCUUUUUUUUCUUUUUUUCUGUCCCCCACCCCUGCUUGCUCUUAUUACAAAUUAAAACCUGACUCUGAACUGCUGGAAGAUUAAUAGGAAGCUGAGAAACCCAAUCCUAGGAAAGGAAACUUAAUUGAGAUGAAAAGCGACACUCACUCUUUGAAGUAUUUUUUUUUUCAUUACGAUUUUAGGUCGUCUCCAUUCGGGGAGGGUUCGUCAGUGCUCCCCAACCCUUGUUAGCGUUUGCUGCACUCAGAGCGUCCAAGGCUGUCGCUGCUUCCUCUAGAACAAAACCAGUUCUGUUACUUGAGAUAAAAAAAAAACCACCAGGGAGAACAAAAGGACAGAGUUUGAGGUAUAAAAGCCAAAGAUAACUGCAGUCUCCUUGAAGCCCAAGAAGUCCUUAAUACACUUCUGAUCGAAACACCUUUCCUCCUGUGCUGGAUGAUGGCUGGGAUCUCAGAGCACAUCUUCUCGUUAAAAGACAGGCUCAGCACUGGGGAAAAUAAAAAUUAAAAUGAGAUGUCGUUGCAGGGUAAGGAAUAAUCUCUAAUCAUAUGAGAAGCAAAGAGCAGGUUGCUCAGGUGGUGUCUAGCAGAGCAACCACACUCCGGCACACCAACUGAAUCAGGGAAAUCCAGGUUAAAUACAAGCCUCGAAAAAGAAAAGGAGGAAGGAUUAUUUUUAACCCGGAGCUCUUCACCCAUCAUAUUGCCAGCCCAGCCCCACUGGUGUGCGUAGUAGCACAGCACCAAGGUGAUGAACUGUAGGAAGGGCUUAAACUUCCCUUGUUGCUAAGAAAAAGGGUAAGUAGCCACAGCCCAGGCUCUUUCAAAACACCCAAGCAAACACGUACAAGCAGCAGCGGGGCAAAACGAGGGUUGGGGUCGUUCCCCUCCUUCCUAUGCUGCCUGGACGGGGGAGCAGCCGGCGGGCCAGGGCAUCUCUUCAGCACCAGCCCUCCCUGGA
Molecule: messenger RNA, 2635 nt
Organism: Haliaeetus leucocephalus (bald eagle)
Lineage: Eukaryota; Metazoa; Chordata; Aves; Accipitriformes; Accipitridae
Gene: SENP8
Product: SUMO/sentrin specific peptidase family member 8
Exons: 2
Coding region: 415-1053 (212 amino acids)
Biological process (GO): proteolysis
Molecular function (GO): cysteine-type peptidase activity; deNEDDylase activity
Source: RefSeq, a predicted model, not a curated record